This is a messenger RNA of Miscanthus lutarioriparius, 597 nucleotides long. The record is from the annotation of a GenBank genome assembly. Lineage: Eukaryota; Viridiplantae; Streptophyta; Magnoliopsida; Poales; Poaceae.
AUGCUGAAUAGUAGGCGCCGUAACAUCAUGGAGAAGUGUUUGCUGAUGAAGGCCGUCAUGCUGGCAACAACACUGCGAACCGUCAAGAUCUUGGCUCUGGAAGAUGCAGAUUCCAUCGAUGUCGUCAGCAACUACUUGAAGUGUUUUCCAUGCUUGGAGAAGCUAUACAUCUCGGCAUCACAAGGAUACAGAAGUGCUGCAAGCUAUGACAAACAAAAUCCCAUCGAGUGCCUUGAGCAUCAUCUUAAAAUGGUAGCAUUAGAUGGAUAUGAAGGCAUACGACCACAUGUCAAGUUUGCCCAAUUCUUUGUUCGAAAUGCCCGGUUGCUAGAGUUAAUGAAGUUCAGAAUCUUUAAAAACUACCACUGUGAACCUGGGACGACCAAGGAAUGGAUUGAGGAUCAGCAAAGGCAACUACAAGUCAGGAGCAUGGCUUCCCGACAUGUUAAGUUUCAUUUUGUACGUGAUGCAAGAUAUUAUCAAGAUGUUUACUGUAGCGAGGAUAUCAGUGACCUGUCAGAGCACAUCCAUGAUUCCGCAAGAGAUGACCCAUUUGAUCAAUGGUUUGAAUCAGAGAAGGAAGCCCUGGCAUGCUGA